This is a messenger RNA of Mugil cephalus (flathead mullet), 2446 nucleotides long. Its product is annotated as chemerin-like receptor 1. Gene Ontology annotation, molecular function: complement receptor activity; G protein-coupled receptor activity. The transcript has 2 exons. Bases 107 to 1195 code for a protein of 362 amino acids. Gene Ontology annotation, biological process: positive regulation of cytosolic calcium ion concentration; inflammatory response; phospholipase C-activating G protein-coupled receptor signaling pathway. NCBI's taxonomy places the organism in Eukaryota, Metazoa, Chordata, Actinopteri, Mugiliformes, Mugilidae. Gene Ontology annotation, cellular component: plasma membrane. The record is from RefSeq and is a predicted model, not a curated record.
AAAGAACUUCCAGGGCACGCAGUCUUGACCACCAGUUUUACUUCUGCUGCAUACACAUCCUCAUCCUGGUGGCCAACUCCGAGAGAGGUUGUUCUAAAAAAAAAGGAUGGAUAGCACAGAAACUGCACAUGAUGAAAAUGAUUAUGAUUCUGAAUAUGAUGAAGAGUUUGAUAUCUACGUUGCAAAGGUGGAACAUUUUUUCAACAUCAUGUCUAUCAUCGUUUACUGCCUGGCCUUUGUCCUUGGUGUGCUCGGGAACGGAGUGGUUAUCUGGGUGACCGGGUUCAAGAUGAAGAAAACAGUUAACACAGUCUGGUUCCUCAACCUGGCUGUGGCUGACUUCCUCUUCACUGCAUUUCUUCCCUUCAGUGUGGCAUACCUGGCUAUGGAUUUCCACUGGCCUUUUGGAAAGUUCAUGUGCAAACUGAACAGCACUGUAAGCUUCCUCAACAUGUUUGCCAGUGUCUACAUUCUGGUGGUGAUCAGUGUGGACAGAUAUGUGUCUGUGGUGUGGCCCGUCUGGGCCCAGAACCACCGUAAUGUACGCAAGGCCUCCUUUGUGAGUCUUGCUGUUUGGCUUCUGGCUUUGAUCCUCAGCACACCGUACUUCAUUUUCAGGGACACUGCAACAUCUGACGACAACAUCACCUCCUGCUUCAACAACUUUGCUCUUUCUGAUGAUUCUGAAACACCUUCUGUGCAACAGCUGGGAGACCUUCGUCAUCACAUCAUGAUCAUCACCCGCAUCCUUCUAGGAUUCGUUAUCCCCUUCACUGUCAUUGUCUCCUGUUAUGCCGUCAUAAUCCAUCGCCUCAGACGAAACCGUACCCUGGCCAGCCAGUCAAAUCGCUCCUUUAAGAUCAUCGCUGCCAUUAUCAUCACUUUUUUCCUGUGCUGGGCUCCUUAUCACAUCUUCAGUGUAAUUGAGCUGGUCAGAUUCACCACCACUAACUCAAGCGAAACAUUACAUAGUGUCGCUGCUGUUGGUAUGCCUAUAGCUACCAGUCUGGCUUUUCUCAACAGCUGUCUGAAUCCACUGCUGUAUGUGUUCAUGAGCCAAAAUUUUAAGAAUAAAAUCUGCAAAUCUCUCUUUAAAGUUUUGGAGACUGCCUUCCAGGAAGAAGGAGCGCACUCUCGCACGUCAAUGGACGGCAGUUAUAGCAAAGAGAGGUCAUCUCUGGCUACGCAGGUAUAAAUCUGCACAUGAACGAAUGACUUCAAAAAAUGUUGAAAGUACUCUCACAACAUUUUCUCCAAAUGUCAUCUCAGAGAGCAGUCACAUUUCAUAUAUAGCAAAUGUUGCAUUUUAGUGUGUGGUUUCAUUUAUGCAUAAUAAUCAAGAAAAAGGUAGUAUGUGGUUUACGCAGAGAAUUUUAUUGUUACUUUUAAUCUGUCAAGUAGGCUGCAGCCAGGUAUUUAAAUUAGAUUUGCAUUCAAUAGUUCACAAUAACAUUAAUAAAAAAAAAUGCUGGCAUAAGGUAGUAGUAGUGCAUAAGGCACUAACAGGGAUUUAAUUUUGUCUCUCUCUCUCUUCUCACCCAUCUACCGCUACCCUACUUCUUGUUUCUGCCAACCAGCUUCCCUUGUCAGGGUAUGAGAAAAAAAAAAUGCUUCAGUCAAUCUCGUGUCUGUUAUAUGACAUUUUCCCAUAGAUUGUUAUGUUCGAAUAUGAACCCUUUUUGGAAAUGCAGCACAGACAGCAAGUAAUAAAAUUGUACUUACUUGUUGUUCAAGUUGUGUGUUUCAGCACAUCCAGUUUGAAUAAUGAGUACUGCAUUAAUAUACAGCGCCUCGACUAAUUUAAUUAGCUUUCGUGAAUACUAAGAGACCUGGAUUUGCCAAUAUAAUAUGUCAAAAUGUCAAGGGUUACUCGUGUUGUGGACCGUGGGUCUUGAUAGCAAAAUGAUCUUAGAACUGUGAAUAUUUGCUAUGAUAAUUACUAUACGCUUAGUGUUUAUUUACUUAAUGGUAGCUGGAUUCACUUGGCUUUCAGGUUGUGACUUUUUUUAUUUAUUUAUUUAUUUUUACACUUCUCUGCUACAGUCUUCCAGAUAUUCAAUUUGUCCAGCAGAUGGGUCUGUAUUACACAUUCAGAUAUAAUCAGGAUGUACUUUUCAAAUGUUCUUUCUGUUGUUCUAGUCAGUGAGGAAGAAUAAUUGAAUGAGUUAGUGUUAUUCUUUUUAUUUCUUACAUGUCAUUUUAUAAGAUUGUACAUAAUGUGUAUGUAUAAUCAUUGUGUUUUAGUAUUUAUUACAAUCUAAAAAUAAAGACAUAGACUGUAUGUGGAAAUGAUCGCUAGCUGCCCAGAACUUGAAAUAAAUAAAUUUGUCUUUAUUUGUUUAAUUGUUGAAAUCUGAAUUUGCACCAUAGGCCUUUGAGGAUGGUAAUUUCAAUCCUGUAUUGUGUUGCACAUGUCAAAAUUGACAAUAAAGUUGACUUGGCUUGA